Molecule: messenger RNA, 1236 nt
Organism: Felis catus (domestic cat)
Lineage: Eukaryota; Metazoa; Chordata; Mammalia; Carnivora; Felidae
Gene: MPHOSPH6
Product: M-phase phosphoprotein 6
Exons: 6
Coding region: 183-653 (156 amino acids)
Biological process (GO): maturation of 5.8S rRNA
Source: RefSeq, a predicted model, not a curated record
CGGCGGGGGCUGGUGGUGGCCCGCGGCCCGGAGCAGGAGCCAACAUGGCGGCGGAGCGCAAGACGAAGUUGUCCAAGAACCUGCUGCGCAUGAAGAGACUACAUUGGUGAAAGAUAAGACCUGACAAGGGACAAAAUUGCAGUCGGAAAGACCAGACAAGAAGCUCUGAUGAUCUGGUUGCAAUGGCGGCGGGAAUGGAGAGAAUUAUAACAGUUGAGUUCAUGCAAAGGGGACUGGACUCAGAGACCAAGAGACAACUAGAAGAGGAAGAAAAGAAAAUCAUUAGUGAAGAGCACUGGUACUUGGAUUUGCCAGAGCUUAAAGAAAAGGAGUGUUUCAUAAUAGAAGAGCAGAGCUUCUUGUUAUGUGAAGACCUUCUCUAUGGAAGAAUGUCAUUCAGAGGAUUUAAUCCUGAGGUUGAGAAAUUAAUGCUUCAGAUGAACUCCAAGAACAAAACAGAGGAAGUUGAAGGUGAAACAGUGGAGCUCGAUGUAUCAGAUGAAGAAAUGGCUAGAAGAUAUGAGACCUUGGUGGGGACAAUUGGAAAAAAGUUUGCCAAAAAAAGAGACCGGGUCAACUAUGAAGAAGAUGAAAAUGGACACGUAAAACCAACAGUUAAAGUAAAGAAGAUGUUCUUAAAGCCCCAGGAUUGAAGUGGAUGCUUUAAGACAGAGCUCAGGGGUGCCUCAUGAGGGUUAGUGUAUUGUGGAACUCAUUCUGAUGGCUUCUCUGUAGUUAUUCAAACUGUGAUGUUUACGUGUAAAGAGGUGGAUAAUUUUGGAAACAUUCCAUUUUUGAAAGAGAUACGUGGUGGAUGUUAUACAUCCUUUGUUUCAUGGUGUUCAUCAGGAAUGGAUUUUUAGCCUUCGAGUUUCAAAUGUACAUAGGGAUGUGGCUGCUUCCUAAAGACUUUUUGACUUAAGAUUUUUUUUUUAAUGGAGCUCUAGUCACUGACCUUGAAUUGGCACAUAUAAAUUAAACCAGUGUUUAAGUUGCCCUUAUGUUUCUAUUUUACUUUAAAUUAUGAAUCAUGCCAAGCCAAUGUAUACAUACAUUCUGGAAUCAAACAUAAUGAGGGUUUAUUGUAUAUAGAUUCAUCAAGAGCAAACAUGCCUCUCCAGCCUACAGUACUUGCAUGCUACCAAGUCAUUGUUGGUUUGUGGAAUUAUUGGUUUUUGUUUAAAGCUUUUACUUAAUAAAAAAAAAUUAUUCUCUAAUAAAUUAAGUUUUCAUAUA